Molecule: messenger RNA, 4473 nt
Organism: Corvus hawaiiensis (hawaiian crow)
Lineage: Eukaryota; Metazoa; Chordata; Aves; Passeriformes; Corvidae
Gene: NCF4
Product: neutrophil cytosolic factor 4
Exons: 14
Coding region: 2681-3733 (350 amino acids)
Biological process (GO): superoxide anion generation; respiratory burst; phagocytosis
Cellular component (GO): NADPH oxidase complex
Molecular function (GO): protein binding; phosphatidylinositol binding; superoxide-generating NADPH oxidase activator activity
Source: RefSeq, a predicted model, not a curated record
GGCUUGGGGCGGGAGCUGCAGCAGCCUCCGAGCUCCAAAGCCGGCCACGAAGCCGGCUCAGCACGUCGGGAACAGGCGGGUUUUGAGGCCUCUGUGACCCUGUGGAAGUGGAGCUGCGCUCCUUCCCUGCCCGGGUCAGCGGCUGAUCCGCUCUCCUUUCCUCCAGCGCACGCUUUCCCUUGUGUUUGGCUGUGUUACUGGACUCGCGAAGAAAGUCCUCUUGGUCGCUGAUUUCUUAGCUGUUUUCUUCUUAGUAUUUCAGAAUUUUGUUCUUUUUCCUCCCCUCUUUGUUAAUUUUUGUAGCCUUUCACACUGCUGUAGGUUAAUUUAUUUAUUUGUUUUUUCUUAUUUUUAAAAUAUUUCUACGAAGCUCUCCCUUGGCUACUAUUAAAUUAUUUCUAUGCCCUUAUUUUUAUUCUUUGAACUUAUUUUCUGUCUUCCUCAAGCAGUGCAAGUCAGUGGAUUUAGGGUGGGAGCUGAAAAAGGUGACCAUGAAACUUUUCCUCUCCUUCCAACCCAUUUGAAAGAAGUCUGCCAUCAGAAAGCAUGCCAUUAAUAGCAAUCCAUAUAUUUUUUAGUCUCUAAACUUUGCUUGGUUGCACUCUGGAUUGUUUAUUCUGGAGCACUGAAUGUGCCUAGUGUGGAAAGCAGCAAGCAAGCUUGGGAAGAACAGAAUAAUCAAUAAUACAUCUGUAUUUGGGUUAUAACAUUGGACAUUCCAAGGGUUGUUUUGGUUGAAAAUAAAGUUUUCCAAGUUUUGUUUUAAUGUCAGGGUAGUGCCUGCUUAGAAGGCAGCUUUUUUUUACCUUUCCUGGGACAAAUUAUGUGUUUGGGACUUUGUGACAUAUCUGCCAGACACCUAGCCAGGGAAGCAAAUAACAUAAAAAUAAAGAGAACCUGUAGCUAAAUCAAAGGAGUCUUCCAUAUGCACAUAAAAUAACAUUGUUUCUCUGAUAAAAACAUGAAAGGGACUUCACUAGCCUGAGUGGGCCGACUUUAAUUGGAGAUGAUGACUGUAGUAAAAUACAGUGAUGGAGUCACUACUGGUUGUUCCUUUAAAAAGGAAAAGAAAAAUUAAUCCCUGGUCUCAUUAUUACUUUCCCUUUUUUCCAUCCCCAAAUCCUCCAUCACAUAAAACAGAUGUGGGCUAUUGAUGUUCUCCAUCAUUUAUGUCUAAAUAGCUUACCUCCUCUUUCAUCUUUUCUGCCUUCCACUCCAUGCUCCAAGAAAUUCACUUGUCUCUGUGUUGUUCCAUUUUUUGCAAUCUUUGCAUUAUCCUUUGUUGUCCAUUUGUAAUAUUGCCCCAGUUUACUGACAGGUCUACAUGAAAAGGCUUUGAGGCUCCAUUAUGAUGUACUUGAGGUUUAUUGAUCGUGGCUGCAGUGUGGUGGUAUCCAUCAGCAUUUACUGAGGUCGCAAGCAUCCCCUAGCAUUUUACACUGGGAUCUCUGGAACAGAAGGCAUAGAUUAUGUUGGAAGUGAGAUUUUCAUUGCUAUUGAAAAAGUCUGCUUGGAAUCUGGAUAUCUCCUUUCUGCUUGCUGCUUUCCUAUUAGCACCCUGUUCCUUUAUCCCAUUCCCUCAUUUCCUACCUCUGCAUGCAUGUGUGCACAGAACUCUUAAUGGACUUGUAUCCUCUCUAUUUCUUCUGUCCUUUUAUCCCACACUAUUUUUUUUUUACCCAAUCUAUCUUUUCCUCUGCCUGACUUCUCAUAGGUAUAAGUUGUUCCCCUGCCAGCAUUGACAGUGAUAGAUUAAGGAUGGAAUUACUUAUCUGCACCUUGUAAUCCAAACAGAAUCACAGUCUGCUGUUGGCAGUCCACAGGGGUUGCUGCUGAAUAAAUUGGAAUGCCAGUAGCUGUGCUCACUGAAGCUUCUCUCAUCUCGAAUACGUGAGAAAGAGGGGAAGAGGAACCCUGUGGAUUGAAACAAAAAAAAUACCCCAACAACAGAGGGUGAUGCCCUUACCCUAGAGAAGUGUUUAUUAGGUUAAAUUCUCUAUUUAGCAGCUGAGGAGGAAUAGAACACUCUUUUCAUUCACACAUUUAAUUUUUCCCUCAAAUGAAACAAGAUUAUUUUGAGUGCCCCUUCUCUCAUGUGAGCAGGAUAGGUUUCCCUGACAGCCACAAGACCCUGAAAUUUGGAGUCCCUUUCCUUUAGGCAGUGGUCACAAACCAGCAGUCAAACUGCACGUGUCAUGUGUAGCUCGCAUUUCAUCCGGCUGCAGAAGGCAGCGAUGGUGGAACUGCAGCUCCAGCAGGAGCGGCAAGGAAUCUCAGAUACACAAGAUUCAUCAUCUUCUGACUGCAUUGGUGGAAUACGAAGGGGAUUUGACACUGCACAGUAGAUGAUCAUGCCUUACAGGAACUGGCUGCAAGUUUUCAGCUCUUUGAAACUGGUCCUUUAGCCACAAAUUACAAAUUGUGAUCGGACAAGAGGUUGCCUAAAUGGAAGACUACAGGAAGGAAAUGUCUGCUCUUGCUACCUCUUCUAAACUUCUUAAGAGAAUGGACAGACAUUCAAGUGUUAGCUUGUCCAUCUGCAUUCACCAGGUAUUCCUUCUGAUAAUCAUCUUAUCACCCUGUUCACAGUCUUAUGUAUGGAGAUUUCUUUAUUUUCCUAUGAAAGAACUGCCCAAGAAGUAGAGGAAUAGAUCUUAGUCAUCCGGAUUUAAGAAGAACCAUGUCUCUUCCCCGACAGCUGCGAGAAAAGAGUGAUUUUGACCAGCUUCCAGAUGAUGUACCUGUUUCAGCUAACAUUGCAGAUAUUGAAGAGAAGAAAGGCUUUACUAAUUACUAUAUGUUUGUCAUUGAAGUAAAGCUUAAAGGUGGUGGCAGAUACCUGAUUUUCCGGCGCUAUCGUGAGUUCUAUGCCCUGCACACCAAACUGGAGGAGAGAUAUGGGCCAGAGAGCAAUAACAGCCCAUUUACCUGCAUGCUUCCUGUACUGCCAGGAAAAGUUUUUGUUGGUGCCAAAAAGGAAAUUGCUGAGAAAAGGAUUCCUAUCCUAAAUGUCUACAUAAAGAACCUGCUCUGCCUCCCUGCUUGGGUGUUGAUGGAUGAAGAUGUACGGCUGUUCUUCUACCACUCAACCUUUGACGGUGAGCAGGUGCCUCACAGACUGAGACGGCUUCGCCCACGGACACGCCGAGUUAAGAGCAUUUCAGAUCAAGUGCCUGUUUUGGACCGCACAGCAGCUCCGCGAGCUGAGGCACUGUUUGAUUUUCCUGGAACCAAUAAACUGGAACUCAGCUUCAAGAAGGGAGAUUUGAUCUAUCUACUCAGCAAAGUAAACAAAGACUGGUUGGAGGGAACUGCUGGUGGUGCCACUGGGAUUUUCCCAUGUGCUUUUGUGAAGAUCAUAAAAGAUUUACCAAAGCAGGAAGACACAGUUAAUAAAGUCCGCUGUUAUUAUUAUGAUGAGACUGUGAGCACUAUCAGGGAUAUCUCAGUGGAAGAGGAUCUGAGCAGCAUUCCAUCAUUCAAAGAUCUAAUGGAAUUGAUGAGGCAGGAGUUUAACCAAGAUGACAUUGUUUUGAAUUACCGGGACCCUGACGGUGAUCUGAUCCGCUUGCUCUCUGAUCAGGAUGUUGAACUCAUGGUGUCUCAGAGCAGAAGAAGGCCCUCUGAGAAGCACUUUUUCUCCUGGAAGUUGCACAUCACUCACAAAGAUGACUUGGCUAUCUACAACACUAGUCCAGGAAUAGGUGCUACUCAAGCAGUAGGAGCAAUGUAAGGGCUAAAUAGAUAUCCUUCUCUGCAGGCAGUUUCCUUCAACAUGCCUUUGCAUUGUCCUUGAAAUGAGUGAUUUUUUAGUAAUAUAUCACCUUUCAGUGUAAAAUCUGUACUUAGUUAACUUCUUCAGCUUUUUAUCACUCCUGUGCAAUAGAGACAUCUACAUAGAGGCCAGAGAAGGUGAGGAAUAGAGAAAUAAAAUCACAGGCCAUGUUCACAAAGCAAGUCAGUGUUAGCCUGCAGUAGAGGUGUCCUGAUCCCCAAGACCUGCUCACAUCUCUUUUCUCACUCCCAAGGCUAAUUAUUUGUCCAUAAUAUCUUCGUAAGCUUUUCUUUUUUUUCUAGACUCCCAUAAUUUUCUCUUCAUUUGCUGAUCUGAAGGUUUGUGUGCCAGUGUGUAAUUAUUUCUCUCAUGUUGGAGUCUGACUUGGCAUUCAGAGUUUGUCCUAGAAGCAUCAAGAAAACUUUUUUUGGAUUUCGGUGAAGAAAUUGCAGCCCAGCUCAGCUUUCUUCUUUUCCACUCACCAAUAUAUUGAAUUCUGUGAAUCAAACCUAGUACACCUGUGGUGUUCCCUAUAGGCCUUUAUAUAAUUGUACAAACUACUUGUUCCAUGUUCUGGGAACUCAAACAGCAAUUUCUUCUCUACCUUCUGCUUUCUGACACUGUACUUCAAAGUAGAACUAACAAGAAAUUACUGUAUCAGAUUCUUCAACAAAUAAAGUUAAAUAUUAGUUCAUCAA